CGAACAUCCCUACAACCUUGUGCACUCUACAUCGCGUUUCUACAGCACCUCGAAAGGAGCGACGUACGGUCGGUGGUACUCAGUACACACCAUGGGCAUCGACAUCACCAUUUCCACUCGGCAAGGGGCCUGCUAUGCUGGAGAUGUCAUCGAAGGCGCUGUCCACCUCAACGUCUCUGCGAAAAACGAGGAGGGGUCGUCGGCGGAUGAGCUCGUGCUCCGACUGUAUGGCGUGGCCAAGACUCGGGUCAUGUACGACACGACGAACAUGGCCCACAACAACAGCAACGCGCAGUCGUACACCCACCGAGAAAUGCUAACCGAGAAGAAGGAGUUCCUCUCGUACGAUGUCCAGCUAGCGGCUUUCGGCGGGAAGGCGGCGUCAGGGAGCCAUAGCUUCCCUUUCCAAGUGAUGCUUCCCCCGGGGCUGCCGCCAUCCAUGGAGGAGAACGGCUCCCAGGGAGGAAGCUGUGAGAUUUUCUAUGGCUUCGAGGCGAGGCUGCACCGACCAGGGAUGCUCCACUUCGACGCAAAGGGGAAAGCAAAGUUGACCGUGUUGAGCAAACCACACGAGGCCGGCGCCGCAACGCCUGUGCUGGUGGGCCCAGCUACGCAGACGGUGAAGAAGUUUUGUUGCUUCAAGAGCGGGAGCAUGAGCAUUGGAUUCCAGGCGGACCACUCGGAGGUGGGGCUAAACGAAACCGUAGGGCUUACAGUCGUGGCCCGUAACGACAGUUCCGCUGAGGUGAAAACCAUGCACGUCGAGAUCAAGCAGGUGUCCACGUGGUUCGCCCGGGGCUACAAAGAGAGCAAGACUCGCACGGUUGCGGCGGUCGUCGUUCCGGGGACACAGCUCCGAGCAUCCGAGAAAGGGAACCAGCGCGGGCGAAGCUCUGCCGUGAUAGCAGACACUGCGCGGGCGGACCUACAGGAGCAGCUCGGCGCUGGGGCCGGCACUCACUACGACCUCUUGGUCCCCGGCAACAGCCUGCUCACCCUGCAGGCAGACCUAAUCGAGGUGAAGCACACGCUCAGCGUGAUGCUGAAGACCCCGCAUUGCAUCAGCUCGCCGGACGUCUGGACACCGCUGCUCGUGCACGCCGGCACCACCAGUGCCCCCGACGGGGUGUCCGGCGAAGGGUUGUUCGUGCCACACUCGGGCGAGGCUAUCCCGUUCGCCACCGGUCUCGACGACGAGGGGAACGUCAAGCCCGUCUCAGUGCCGCAAAGCGCCGUGACUAUGGAGUACACCAACAACAUUUCCAAGUUUUAG
Molecule: messenger RNA, 1273 nt
Organism: Ectocarpus siliculosus
Lineage: Eukaryota; Phaeophyceae; Ectocarpales; Ectocarpaceae
Source: the annotation of a GenBank genome assembly